AUGCUAGUUCCAUACGAUACCGACCGUCAAGAGUGCAGUGCCCAUGGCUCGCAAGGAAAUGAACGCAUCAAUGUGGAUAAGAGCAUUGUCUAUAACCAGGAGUGCGUAGAUCUUGGGGAUAGUCUUUCAAAAGACACAGGGAAGAGCAGACCGAUGAAUGUAAGGCCUUCAAAACGAAAUGCUGGCAAGCAAGGCCAUUCGAUUCUUAGCAUACGGCCACUCAAGCACCGACCGAACAAUAAUACGAGGCUAAGACCUCUGGCUCCAUGCAAAGUGAAUCACACGGGUAUCCCAAAUGAACCAGGAGACAAUUACUUGAGCCAGGAAAUCAACCGCACAUGUUCUGACCAGGGUAACUCUCGUCGAGCAUCGUUGCCAGAUAGCCUGUCCUUCUCACCAAACAUGGGCCAUCCAAUAUUAGACCUUUCACCAGAGCACAACAGAAACGAGGGCACUAUCUCUAGACUUCCAACGAGCCCUCAACUGGACCCUGUGAUGGGCGGCUCAGCUCAGCGCAUGAAGACGGAAGUGAAACUCGAAGCCCCAGUCUCAGAGCUCCAAGCAAAUCAAGAUACCAUCAACUUGAUGAAAAGACCAGCCGAAGGCAAUAGUGCACCCCAGAAAAAAAGUCGAAAGACCAAAAGCCACAACGAUGUUGAGGAAUCAGACCGUGAUCGAGAUUAUUACUCUGGAAGCGGUGAGGCUGAGAAAAAGAAAGAAGAGACAUUCGCGUAUAGCUCUGAUACUAUACCCCCUCAUAUUCUGGAGGCUCUCAAGCUUCGUUCCGACAGACGCAUAUCGUCAGCGGCUCAGUGGGAGGAUAUUUAUGUGCUUAUUUUUGGGGCAUUGGAUACUAAACCGAAGCCGUUCUUGGAUGGCAUUGCUAAAGAGAUGACGGGAAUAAUUCGCGAUAUAUGGAGUCAAGACGGCAGCCAAAUUGUGUCAAAGUCUGUCCAAGAACGAGGCUUACCAGCUACCCCAGGACAACUGUUCGAUUUACUACCGGAGCUACUGGAUAAGGUUGAGGAUCGAUUUGAAAACAAGCCACUGAAGCAAGAAUCGGAUGAGCAGCUUCCUAAUUUCAAAGGGGCUAUGACAGAAACCAACAUAAGAGCAAGAGGCGACUCUGACGAGGGAUCCACGACUCUAGGCCAUUGCCCCAACCCCAGGUUUUAUGCCCCAGACUUUGAUUCCAUGUCAAACUCGGCUUUUCUACCCAGUGAUUUUCUGAAAUCAAUGUCCUUCGCUGGAAACCAUUCGGAUCUCCAGUCAGAUGUGGAAGCGUUCGGGCCAGAGGAGACUGACUCUGAGUACGCGACUACUAGCUUUACCGGACAUACAGAGCCAUUGAUCUGUAUGACAGCAUUUGAUACUGCUGAUAAUCCGUAUGAUAUCUUCCAGCAAGGUCCUUUAUCACAGACAGCUGGAACAGACAUCUAUGAAGAUUGGAUUGGGCUGUCUGAGGAUUACUCUCUGAACUUCUUGGAGGAAUAA
Fusarium tjaetaba is the source of this 1494-nucleotide messenger RNA. RefSeq lists its product as uncharacterized. The transcript has 3 exons. NCBI's taxonomy places the organism in Eukaryota, Fungi, Ascomycota, Sordariomycetes, Hypocreales, Nectriaceae. The coding region runs from base 1 to 1494 and encodes 497 amino acids. The record is from RefSeq and is a predicted model, not a curated record.